CCAACUAAUACAGGGUAUUCUUAUGGUGGUGAUCCUGUAAAUGUUACUUCAUCCGCUGCUGACGAUGUCUAUGCAUUUUUACAAUUAUGGUUCCAUCACUUUCCUAAUUAUAAACGUUUGGAUUUUCACAUCGCUGGUGAAUCGUAUGCUGGACACUUCAUACCCGCCAUAGCCGCAAAAAUACAUAAUAAUAACAAAAUUUCAAAUUUUCCUCAUAUCAAUCUUGAAUCCAUCUUGAUCGGAAAUGCCCUCUUAAAUCCUCUGGUGCAACUCAAACAGUAUCCCGAUAUGGCUUGUAACACACCUAAUUUAAGAGUAAUAUCAAAUCAUACAUGUGAUCAAAUGAGACAGCGUUUUCCUAUAUGUGCUUCCGAAAUUCAGAAAUGCUAUGAUUCAAAAGAUACAGGAACCUGCAAGAAUGCUACGUUUGUCUGUUAUACGAUAAUGAUUCAACCUUAUAUGAACAAUCAUAAGAAGCGAAGUCUUUAUGAUAUGAGACGUAGAUGUGAUGAUGGUAAAUACUGCUAUUCGGAGGCAGGCGACUUCGAAAAUUUUUGCAAUAUUGAAGAGGUUAAGACUCAAUUAGGUGUUGAUCCUUCGUUCGGUUUUGCGGCGUGUAACUUUUUAGCUCCUUUAAAUUUCGCUGCAUCCGGUGAUGUGGCACUUCGAUUCGAUCAAUUGAUUCCGCCACUUUUGGAAAGUAAGAUUCGAGUAUUAAUAUACGCAGGUGAUGUUGAUUAUCUUUUGAAUUGGCUUGGUAAUAAAGCAUGGGUAAAAGAACUUGGAUGGAGUGGCAAAAAAGGCUUUAACGAGGCUAAAGUUACUCCCUGGAUAACAAAAAAAACUAUUUAUGACCCCGCAAGGCAUGCUGGAGAUGUUAAAACUUAUAAAGAACUUACAUUCUUGAGAAUUUUUGAGGCCGGACAUAUGCCACCUUAUGACCAGAGAAGUGCAUGUCAAGAUUUCUUUAAGAGAUGGUUAUCCAAGGAAGCCUUGUAA
This is a messenger RNA of Racocetra persica, 999 nucleotides long. The record is from the annotation of a GenBank genome assembly. NCBI's taxonomy places the organism in Eukaryota, Fungi, Glomeromycota, Glomeromycetes, Diversisporales, Gigasporaceae.